Lates calcarifer (barramundi perch) is the source of this 2307-nucleotide messenger RNA. RefSeq names its product 4F2 cell-surface antigen heavy chain. NCBI's taxonomy places the organism in Eukaryota, Metazoa, Chordata, Actinopteri, Centropomidae. The record is from RefSeq and is a predicted model, not a curated record. Gene Ontology annotation, biological process: carbohydrate metabolic process; amino acid transport. The transcript has 11 exons. Bases 179 to 1720 code for a protein of 513 amino acids.
GAGAGAGAGAGAGAGAGAGAGAGUAUUAAGUCACCGGUAGGCGGAGAAACUGGGGCUACAAAUACGGACCGAGCGUCCUUUGUAAUAAGAUUAGCAGACACUCAAGGAUAGACGACUAGAAGAGAAUACUAAAAAGUGGACGAACCAUACGUUGUUUUUACAGAAAUCAGAUUUAACCAUGAACAAAGACACAGAGAUUGACAUGAAGGAAGUGGAGCUUAAUGAACUGGACCCUGAGAAGCAGCCCAUGACAGGCGAUGGCCAGGCACCAGGCGGAGAGAAAAAUGGCAGCGUGAAGCUGAAGGUCCCUGAGGACGAGGUUACAUUCACCGGCCUUUCCAAAGAGGAGUUGAUGAAAGUUGCUGGUACCCCAGGAUGGGUGCGAACCCGUUGGGUGCUUCUUGUCCUGUUUUGGCUGGGCUGGGUAGGCAUGCUGGCUGGAGCCAUUGUAAUCAUAGUCCAGGCCCCUCGCUGCAAACCCAUCCCUGAGAUGAACUGGUGGAAUGAAGGACCCUUGUACCAGGUCUCUGACAUUGCAGCUUUCUCUGAUGGAAUGGAAGGUGUUGAGAAGAAGUUGGACGACAUAAGCCAGUUGAAGGUGAAAGGCCUUGUUCUUGGGCCUCUUCAUACUGUCCAGACUAACAACUCACAAACUCUAGAUCUUGAAACCAUCGACCCAGUCUUCGGUAACAAGGAACAGCUGGUGGCUGUGCUGGAAAAAGCCCACAAGAAGGGCAUUUCUGUGGUGCUUGACCUGACUCCAAACUACCCGGGAGGUGCUCCCUGGUUCAGCACUGCUAAUGCUGAUGGUGUGGUGGACAAAGUCAAGGCUGCAGCAGAGUACUGGCUGAAUUUGGGUGUUGAUGGCAUCAAGGUACCUGACUUAAAUGAGGUCUCCACCUCUGUUGAAUGGUCAAAACUGCAAGCUGUUGUCCAGGGCAACCGCACUGAGGGCACCAAGAAAAAGGCCUUGAUGGGUGUUGUUGGAGGUUUGUCGGCUACAGAGGUGUCUCAGCUCCUCAAUAUCUCAGGUGUAGACCUCAUCCUGUCUGACCUGCUCAGCAGCACAAGUGUGGACCGCAUCAAGGCUAUGGACAUCCUUCACUCUCAGCAGAGAAGUCUGGGCUGGGGUCUAGGUGCCGAGCAACAGGACCAGCUGUCAAAACUAGCAAAAACUCCAUCCCUGAUCCGUCUCUACCAGCUCCUGCUGUUUACCAUGCCUGGAACCCCAGUGUUUACCUAUGGAGAUGAGAUUGGCCUUCAGGCAGGAUUGAACGAAAAACCUAAGAUGGUUUGGGACAUAGAGAAGGAACCUACUGAGGUAGCACCUGCUGAUGAGGCUGCUGAGACUGAGCGGAAGGAACGCAUUGCUGUAAAGAAGUGGUUCAAAUCCCUCAGCGACCUGCGAGUCAAAGAGCGCUCUCUACUCCAUGGCGACUACUACCCCCUCUAUUCCUCCCCUUCUGCUCUUUCUUUCCUCCGUCUGUGGGACCAGAGCGACAGAUAUAUAACGGCUGUCAACUGGGGAGAACGACCUGAGACAAUCACUUUGACACUACCACCUACAGAGGGAGUAGAGUUGCCAAAGACAGCUGAGGUGAAGCUGUCUGCUGGCACAAACUCCACAUCAGAUGCCACUAAAGAGUCCACUAUCAGCCUGGACAAAAUCACUCUAGGACCUGGACAAGCCAUCCUGCUGAAGUUCCCCUACACAGGCUAAAGAUGGCGCCAAACUAUAGGAAAGCUACCUACAGAUUAGACUAAAAAAUUAAAGACAGUUCUAAUCCUUAGGAAUAAAAUGGCAUAUUCAAAAGAAACAAGACAUCUCUCUUUACCAUAAACACUAGAACUUCCUGUCAAUUUUUAUGUAGUUAGAACAUAAAUGAAUUGUAUCAAAGAAAAAAUGCAGAAUGUUGGGCCAGUAUAAACUGUUGGAUUUUUUUUGGGUUUUUAUAAAGUUAACACAUUUUUUUUAAAGGGUUUCUUUUUUCUUUUUCUUUUUUUUUUUUCAUCUGUGAUCUUUUAUUGUUGACUGUACAUUGUCCAGAUGUGUGAAAGACAUUCCAUCCAUGUUCUUUGGGCAUUUCUACAGCUGUCCCUCUGGGAAGAAAUUCUGUUUUUGUGACUGUUUUACUUUAUUCAUAGACUUUUUUUUUCCUCACUGGAAGGCACACAGGAACUCUAAACAUGUAUGGUGACAUGGUUUUAAGUAUUUUAAGAGUGCUAGUAAACAAAAUUGUUGCAAAUGGCUUCAAGUCUGUCAAGUGAACUGAAUUGGAAAAAAAUAAACAGAAAGUUCUGCACUGA